UCAGUUUUGUUAUGUGUAAAGCAUAACAAAAACUAAGAUAAUAACAUCGCAUUACAGCAUUACAGACGACAAAAUAGUGCCCGUACUUUGAACUCGUAGGUCGUGGCCACAAAAAUAAAAGGGAAAUUAAAAUUGAAUGUUGAAAAAUCCAAAAAUAAAGACGCUCUCACUAAAGAUAGGUAUCGUAUUGCAUGUCAACAGAGGUGGCGCAGUGGCAAAUUGCACGGUGUAUUGGAUGUGAUGAUGUCUUCUCGGGGGCGUAUUAUGCGUAGGCUCGCUGUAUUUGACUUUGAUCACACCAUUAGCGAGCACAAUACAGACAUUGUUGUGCGGGAUUUACUGGAUCAGAACCUCAUCACACCGGAACUCAAGAGCAUAGUGCGUUCAUGUGGCUGGAUCCCUUUUAUGCAGCGUGUGUGUCGACUGUUGCAUCAGAAUGGCUUCACGCCUUCGGAUAUCAUGUCGGCUAUUCGGGGGAUUCCCGAAGUACCUGGAAUAAAAGCGUGUAUCGCCGAGAUGGCUAGGAAUAAUUUUCACAUUAUCAUCAUUAGCGAUUCCAAUUCAGAGUUCAUCAAAACUUGGAACGAGUUUAACGAUAUCGAGAAGUACAUCCAUACUACUUUUACAAACCCAGCCAAAUUCAACAGUAAUGGUUUGCUAGAGGUACAUCCGUUUCACAACCAAACUGAGUGCAAUAUUAGCUCGAAGAACCUCUGUAAAGGAAAGAUCUUGGAGGACUUUCUUGAAAAACAGUUCAACGAAGCCGACACAGAGUACGAAAAAAUUUUCUACAUCGGAGAUGGAAAGAACGACGUAUGUCCCAUGCUUAGAUUGACUGAUAACGGGUAUGCGUGCCCCAGGGACGGGUAUAGCUGUUACGAUGAACUCAAUGCUGCCAUUUCCAAACGUUCGGAACCUUACGACGCGAAAAUCCUGAGGUGGAGAAACGGAAGCCACCUGACGAAUCUGAUCUGGAGGGAGCUAUGAAUUGUAGCGGUUGCGUGGUGGCAUCUUGUUCUAUGGUUAUGUAUUGUUCAAGAUUUUGCAUUCGUUUUCAAUGCCGUGCUGUAUUAGUUUUUGAUAUUAAAGUGUCUACAUAUUAUACGUAA
This is a messenger RNA of Aedes albopictus (Asian tiger mosquito), 1109 nucleotides long. RefSeq names its product pyridoxal phosphate phosphatase PHOSPHO2. The record is from RefSeq and is a predicted model, not a curated record. The transcript has 2 exons. The coding region runs from base 241 to 987 and encodes 248 amino acids. Lineage: Eukaryota; Metazoa; Arthropoda; Insecta; Diptera; Culicidae. Gene Ontology annotation, molecular function: phosphatase activity.